Molecule: messenger RNA, 3088 nt
Organism: Psammomys obesus (fat sand rat)
Lineage: Eukaryota; Metazoa; Chordata; Mammalia; Rodentia; Muridae
Gene: Tigd5
Product: tigger transposable element derived 5
Exons: 1
Coding region: 60-1991 (643 amino acids)
Cellular component (GO): nucleus
Molecular function (GO): DNA binding
Source: RefSeq, a predicted model, not a curated record
CAAGCGGCCCGCCAGGAGUGUCAGGCUUGCAAUCCGGGGUGGUCUCAGGCGCCGGCGCCAUGUACCCCGCGAGCCCUCCGACCGGCCCGGCCCUACACCCGGUCCCUCAUCGCGCUCGUCUUCCCCCGCCCCGGCGCCUUGCUGAGCAGCGGCGAUCGCCAGCGCCUGGCCCGGGUUCCACCGAGCGCCCACCGCCCCCGGCGCCUACGCCGCGGCCCCGCGUGGCCGUGAAGAUGACUUUCCGCAAGGCCUACUCCAUCAAAGACAAGCUGCAAGCAAUCGAGCGCGUCAAGGGCGGUGAGCGGCAGGCCAGCGUGUGCCGAGACUUCGGCGUGCCAGGCGGCACGCUGCGCGGCUGGCUCAAGGACGAGCCCAAGCUGCGCUGGUUUCUGGACCAGCUUGGUGGAGAAGUGGGCACGCAGCGCAAGAAGAUGCGUCUGGCCAACGAGGAGGAGAUCGACCGCGCCGUUUACUCGUGGUUCCUCACGUUGCGCCAGCACGGCGUGCCGCUGUCGGGACCGGUCAUCCAAGCGCAGGCUGAGGCCUUUGCUCGCCAGAUCUACGGCCCCGAGUGUACCUUCAAGGCUAGCCACGGCUGGUUCUGGCGCUGGCAGAAGCGCCACGGCAUCUCUAGCCAGCGCAUUUAUGGUGAGACUGAACCCCCGGUCGCAGGCCCCGCACCUGUCAAAGAGGAGCCGGCGCAGCCGCCGAGCGCCGGUCUGCUACCUGACCGCGAGCCGGCCACUUUAUCCCACUCCGAGGGAUGCUAUGGCGACGAGCAGAUCUACAACGCUAACGUUACUGGUCUCUAUUGGAGGUUACUUCCCGAGCAGGCUGCAACUCCAGGCGCAGGGGACUCCGGGGGACCUGGUGGGUGCAGCCGGCGCUGGCGCAGCGACCGAGUGACAGUACUGCUGGCCGCCAACCUGACGGGCAGCCACAAAUUGAAGCCACUAGUCAUCGGGCAGCUACCCGACCCACCUAGCCUGCGGCACCACAACCAGGACAAAUUCCCCGCCUCCUACCGAUACAGCCCGGAUGCCUGGCUCAGCCGGCCUCUUCUUCGGGGCUGGUUCUUUGAGGAAUUCGUCCCUGGUGUCAAGCGCUACCUGCGCCGAAGCUGCCUCCAACAGAAGGCCGUGCUGCUGGUGGCCCAUCCAUCCUGUCCAAGCUGGGCCACUAGGAUGCCUGCCCUGGAGGAGAGCGAGGCGACUCGCAGGCAGUGCCAACCCGAGCUCCUUGGAUCCCCAGAGGAGCUGCAGACACCUGAUGGCGCAGUUCGAGUGCUCUUCUUGUCCAAGGGCAGCAGCCGAGCGCACAUCCCUACACCUCUGGGGCAUGGUGUGGUGGCAGCCUUCAAGCAUUUGUACAAACGGGAGCUGCUGAGACUUGCUGUGUCUUGUGCCAGUGGCUCCCCGCUGGACUUCAUGAGAAGCUUCAUGCUCAAGGACAUGCUAUACCUGGCUGGCCUCUCUUGGGACCUGGUCCAGGCGGGCAGCAUAGAGCGCUGCUGGCUGCUGGGUCUGCGGGCCGCCUUUGAGCCUGGGCAGCAGCCAGCCCACCAGGUAGAAGAGGCUGCUGAACGCAGCAGGGUGCUCAGUGACCUCACACAUCUGGCAGCUCUGGCUUAUAAGCGCCUGGCGCCUGAAGAGGUGGCAGAGUGGCUGCACCUGGAUGACGAUGGAGGGCUCCCUGAGGGUUGCAGAGAGGAGGUGGCCCCUGCAGCUCCUCCAUCCCCAGCCAGCCUGCCCUCUAGCGUGGGGGCUGGAGAGGAGGAGGAGGAGGAAGAGGCCACUGAGCAAGGAGGAAUGUUGGUACCUACUGCUGGGGAAGCCAUUUGGGGACUAGAGACGGCGCUGAGGUGGCUGGAGAGUCAGGAUCCUAGAGAAGUGGGGCCGCUGAGGCUGGUGCAGUUACGUUCCCUCAUUACCAUGGCACGGAGGCUUGGAGGCAUUGGCCCCUCGGCAGCAGCUUCUGGUGAUGGUGUGUGACUGCCUUGGCCCAGUGGCCCUUCUCCUGCUGCACUGGGAGAGAGGGUUUAUAUACAGUCCUCCAUCUUCCACCUUUUCUCCCUGGUAUAGUCCUCUGUAGAGGUCCAGGGGUGCAAGCCCAGCCCAGCUUGGAGGAGUUCUGUUAGUAAAGAAUAUCCUGGCCCAUGAUCUAUAGGUCCUGGGAAAAUAAUAGCUCAAAGAAGCAAAUGCUCUUCCCUGGGUAGGCACAUGUGGGCACUUAAGCACAGCACCUAGUGGAGAACAGUUGACUGUACCUCCAUUCUGGCCCCUAUGGGGCUCACCCUCUCCCCUCCCCCAUGUCCACUGGAUGAGGCUGCUGUGCCAGUUCCAUCUGCCUCCCUGGUGCUACCUGGUUUCAUCUCAGUGGGGAAGCACUUGGUUUUGUUUUAAAAACAAGUACACAUUAAACCUGUUUUUAAAAGAUGCUCUUCACAGGGACCCUGAGUGCUGGCAGAGUGAGGUGGUCUCUGGGCUCUCUUGCCCUUGCUCUUAUAGCUCUGUAGUUAUCAGAGUUAUGCUGGGCCAGAGCCCAGGGGAGGCUCCAGUCCCUGAUCUGGGAUGGUGUGCUCACAAGCAAGUGGGAAAGGGGAAGUGGAAGCCCCCAGUGCUUGGUGACAUUUGGGAUGCAGCAGAGCGUAUAGUAAAUUCUAUUCUACUUGGAUUUUUAGUUCUCCCUUUAAAAACUCCGUUCGGAAAGACCCUCUAUUCAUGAUGUUGGCAAGUGUUUGGAUUUGGACCCAGGUGGCUUGAACCAAUGGCAGGACAAACCACUUUGUUUAGUUCCAGGGCUAUCUGAUCUUCCUGGAAACAGGUCAUAGCCUCUGUAACUGUCUGGGAACUCAGCAGUGCCUUAGAGCCAACCCUUACCCCGUGGACUCUUCCUGCACCGGCCCUCCCCCUAGACUCAUCCACCUGGUGUUGUAUGCCUGAGAAGCUAUUGCAGGAAGGCCCAGUUUGAAGGAUAAAAGGCUCAAAGGAAUGUCCAGUUUUUGUAUCACCCUGCUGCUCUAUCCAAGUGGGUUCUGAUAACUGCUGCUGACCUAGCGCAGAGGCACCUGUGUCUUAAGGAGGGGCGC